AUCGAUACCUGCAUUGACGAACUUUAGACGAUAGAAACGACGUUUUUUUCAAAUUAAGCAUUGCGGGUCUUUGAUAUUCGGACUCGACACAAACAUAUCUCCACCGCGACUCGACCAUGGCCGACUCCGACGGCGAAUAUCACGCCGACGACGCUAGCGACGACUUCGAGGACCAUCAAGUGACGGCCAGCUCGAAACAUGAUACGCGAUCGCGCGCUAGACCCGACAAGAACAAGAAGGGAAACCGAAAAGGCGCUAAGGCCGCCUGGGAAGACAUCCAACGUUCGUGGGACGCGGUCGUCGAGGACGCAGAUGGGACGCUCACGGGGGCCAUCGAGGGCCGGGCCGAGGCGGAGAAGCGGGCGCGGCUGCUUAGGGACACCACGCCCCUCCAACGCGGCAUAAUACGCCACCUGGUGCUGGUCGUCGACAUGUCCUUCGCCAUGCUGGAGAAGGACAUGCUGCCGAGCCGGUACGAGCUGACGAUAGCGUACGCAUCGCAAUUUGUGCGGGAGUACUUCGAGCAGAACCCGAUCUCCCAGCUCGCCGUCAUAGGGAUGCGGGACGGCGUGGCGAUCCGGAUCAGCGACAUGAGCGGCAACCCGGCCGACCACCUCGAGAAGCUGCAGGGCUGGGUCAAGCAGGAUCCCCAGGGAAAUCCCAGUCUGCAGAAUGCGCUGGAGAUGUGUCGGGGUGCUCUAUUCCACACCCCCUCCCACGGCACCCGCGAAGUGGUGAUCAUCUACGGCGCGCUCAUGUCCAGCGACCCGGGCGACAUCCACCAGACCAUCACCGCGCUCGUGAACGACCGGAUCCGGGUGUCUAUAGUCGGCCUGGCGGCGCAGGUCGCCAUCUGCGACGAGCUGUGCUCCAAGACCAACGGCGGCGACAGCUCGAGCUACACCAUCGCGCUCGACGAGGACCACUUCCGCAGCCUGCUGCUCGAGGUCACCACGCCGCCCGUCACGCGCACCCAGGAGCAGAGCAACGCCAGCCUGCUCAUGAUGGGGUUUCCGUCGCGGACCCUGGCCGCGGGAGACAGCAUACACUACUGCGCGUGCCACAACCGGCCCACGCGCGAGGGGUACAAGUGCACGCGCUGCGGGAGUAGGGUGUGUCGCCUGCCCGCGGAAUGUCCCGGGUGUGGACUUACGCUCAUCCUGUCGACGCAUCUCGCGCGUUCGUAUCAUCAUCUUUUCCCCCUGCGCAACUGGGUCGAGGUCCCGUGGGCUGAGGCUAGGCGCUCGAGGGCGUGCUACUCGUGCCUCACCGCGUUCCCCGAGGCGCCGCGCGCCGAGCCGAGUCAAGGCAAAGGCAAGACGCCGGAGAAGGGGAAGGGUCCGGCGGCUAAGGGCGGUGGUGCUGGGCCCGGAGCCGGAGGCGUGGUGCAGACGCAGCCCCCGAAGGGACUCAGCGAGUCUGGGCGUUACGCUUGCGAGGUCUGCGGUAACCAUUUCUGUAUCGAUUGCGAUUUAUUCGCUCAUGAGGUCUUGCAUAAUUGUCCCGGAUGCCAGAGCGAUACGAGGGGUUUGGGCGGUGGGGGUGCGCAGAAGCAGAAACAGAAGCAGAAGCAGAACGGGAAUGCGGUUGGGACGAGUAAUGGUGAUGCGAAUGGGGCUAUGGAGAUAGACUCCUGAGACGGCUGAGGGGGAUUGCUUGAAGCGAAUAGGUAGGUAGACCCUCGCCGAUAGUCUGCAUUCUAGC
This is a messenger RNA of Annulohypoxylon truncatum, 1704 nucleotides long. Its product is annotated as TFIIH basal transcription factor complex, subunit SSL1. Gene Ontology annotation, cellular component: transcription factor TFIIH core complex; transcription factor TFIIH holo complex. Gene Ontology annotation, biological process: regulation of transcription by RNA polymerase II; nucleotide-excision repair; DNA-templated transcription. The transcript has 2 exons. The record is from RefSeq and is a predicted model, not a curated record. Lineage: Eukaryota; Fungi; Ascomycota; Sordariomycetes; Xylariales; Hypoxylaceae. Gene Ontology annotation, molecular function: zinc ion binding. Bases 117 to 1637 code for a protein of 506 amino acids.